Messenger RNA from Penicillium lagena, 531 nucleotides. RefSeq names its product MARVEL domain-containing protein. The record is from RefSeq and is a predicted model, not a curated record. Gene Ontology annotation, cellular component: membrane. Lineage: Eukaryota; Fungi; Ascomycota; Eurotiomycetes; Eurotiales; Aspergillaceae. Bases 1 to 531 code for a protein of 176 amino acids. The transcript is spliced from 4 exons.
AUGCGCUUCUCAACUGCUGUCGCGCGGCCCCUGCAGCUGCUCACCCGGACGAUACAGUGGAUCAGUGCCGUCAUCGUCAUGAGCCUGACGGCGUUCCUCCUCCAUCGUGGUCCCAAGGGCCAGCAUCUCAUCUACCAGGUAGUCAUUGCUGUGCUAUCUGUCGUCUUCUUCCUGCCGGCUUUCCUCUCGCCUUUCAUGCCCGCCGCGCUGAGCAGGUUUGUGCUGGCCAUCGAUAUCAUCUUCACCUAUCUGUGGUUGACUGCCUUCAUUUUUGCCGCUCAGGACUAUAGCAAUCAAGCGUGCUUCUUCCGCGCCCCGCCCGGAGAAGGCUGUUCCCGCAAGAGGGCAAACGAGGCCUUCAUGUUUCUUGCUUUCUUCUUCACAUUAAUCGGCGCAAUCCUUGAAGUUGCUGCCCUCUUGGCCUACAAGAAGGAGAACUCGCAGCAGCGGCCGCACGAGAAGAACCGCGGCGCUGCUCGUCCGCCUAUGGAUGCGCCUGUGUCUAACCCGGCACCUGCGGGCACGGUUUAA